This is a messenger RNA of Scutellospora calospora, 1635 nucleotides long. The record is from the annotation of a GenBank genome assembly. NCBI's taxonomy places the organism in Eukaryota, Fungi, Glomeromycota, Glomeromycetes, Diversisporales, Gigasporaceae.
AUGUAUUCAAAUCGAAUUCUUUCAUUUUUAAUUCGAAAAGAUUAUACAAAUAUUUGUCAUAAAAGAAUUAGAUUUUCAUAUUUUUCAAACUAUUCAAAUUAUCAUACAUGGCAUGAAAAGGAUGCAAGUAUAUUGAAAAAUAAUGUUGAUAUAAAAAGCGAAGAAUUUAAAUAUAAUGCUACCAAAAUGAACGAAUUGGUAAAAGAUUUAGAAACACUUAUAAAUAAAAUUUCUUUAGGUGGUGGUGAAGAAGCUAGAAAGCGUCAUUUGGAUCGUAAAAAAUUAUUACCUCGUGACAGGUCACCUUUCUUAGAAUUUUCACAACUUGCAGGAUACAAAUUAUAUUCAGAUGAUGUACCUGCUGGUGGAAUAAUUACUGGAAUUGGACGUGUAUCAGGAGUGGAGUGCGUGAUUGUUGCAAAUGAUUCUACUGUUAAAGGUGGUACUUACUAUCCUAUAACAGUUGAUUCUGGAGGUGCCAACCUUCCUCAGCAAGCAGAGGUAUUUCCUGAUCGAGACCAUUUUGGACGUAUAUUCUAUAAUCAGGCAACUAUGUCUGCUGCAGGAAUUCCACAAAUCGCGAUUGUGAUGGGAUCUUGUACUGCAGGUGGAGCUUACGUUCCUUCUAUGUCUGAUGAAAGUAUUAUUGUUGGAAAACAAGGAACUAUUUUUUUAGCUGGUCCACCCUUGGUUAAAGCUGCUACUGGUGAAGUGAUCACUGCAGAAGAACUUGGAGGUGCCGAUUUACACUGUGAGUGUAGAAUUGAUUUUAUUAUCAAUUUUAAACACGCUCUUCAAAUUGCAAGAAAUGCCAUUAACUCACUUAAUUGGAUAAAAAAACCAAAUAUUAUUAUGAGAACACCAGAAGAACCUUUAUAUUCUGCAUCAGAAAUUGGUGGUAUUGUUGGUGAUAACCUACGCAAAUCAUUUGACGUCAAAAAUGUGAUUUCAAGAAUUGUUGAUGGAAGUCGAUUUCAUGAAUUUAAAGAAUUAUAUGGAUCAACGUUAAUUACUGGAUUCGCACAUAUUCAUGGUUAUCCAGUUGGAAUCGUUGCGAAUAAUGGCAUUCUUUUCUCAGAAUCUGCAUUAAAAGGAGCUCAUUUUAUUGAACUUUGUGCGCAACGUGGUAUACCGCUUAUUUUUUUGCAGAAUAUUACAGGUUUCAUGGUAGGAUCAUCAGCAGAAGCUGGCGGUAUUGCCAAGAAUGGUGCGAAAAUUGUAACAGCUGUAUCAUGUGCAAAAGUACCAAAAUUAUCGAUAAUUAUUGGUGGCAGUUUUGGUGCUGGUAAUUAUGGUAUGUGUGGAAGAGCGUAUAGUCCUCGAUUUUUAUGGAUGUGGCCGAACGCUCGUAUAUCUGUUAUGGGUGGUGAACAAGCAGCAAGUGUUUUGGCACAAAUUAAACGAGAAUCAAAGAUUAAGAAAGGCGAGGAGUGGUCUGCGCAAGAAGAAGAAGAGUUCAAAAUUCCAAUUCGUGCUAAAUAUGAACAUGAAGGACAUCCAUACUUUUCGUCAUCACGUCUUUGGGAUGAUGGAGUUAUUAAUCCUGCAGAUACACGUAAAGUUCUUGGAUUAGCACUCAGUGCUGCUCUAAAUGCUCCGAUUGAGAAAACACAAUUUGGAGUUUUUAGAAUGUAA